GGUUUCAAGAUGCUGCAAGGAUAUAAGACCCACCUGGGCAGGCUGGGGCUCAGCCUCCCCAGACAUCUUCGCCAUAAGGCUGUGAUGGCCCUCAGGCGGGAGGAUGUGAAUGCCUGGGAGAGGAGAGCACCUCUCGCUCCAAAGCACAUCAAAGAGAUCACCAACCUGGGAUACAAGGUCUUGAUACAGCCUUCAAACCGGCGGGCCAUUCAUGAUAAGGAAUAUGUCAAAGCUGGCGGAAUUCUCCAGGAGGAUAUUUCGGAAGCUUGCUUGAUUUUGGGAGUUAAAAGACCUCCAGAGGAAAAGUUAAUACCCAAGAAGACUUACGCGUUUUUCUCUCACACAAUAAAAGCUCAGGAGGCCAAUAUGAACUUGCUGGAUGAGAUUCUGAAACAGGAAAUCCGACUUGUUGAUUACGAGAAGAUGGUGGAUCACAGAGGCACCCGGGUCGUGGCAUUUGGACAGUGGGCAGGAGUGGCGGGGAUGAUCAACAUUUUGCACGGACUGGGUUUAAGGCUCCUUGCUUUGGGACAUCACACUCCUUUUAUGCACAUUGGUAUGGCUCACAACUACAGGAACAGCAGUCAGGCUGUGCAAGCUGUCCGUGAUGCUGGCUAUGAAAUAUCUCUGGGUUUGAUGCCAAGGUCAAUAGGCCCCCUAACGUUUGUGUUCACAGGGACUGGAAAUGUGUCUAAGGGAGCCCAAGAAAUUUUUAAUGAACUACCCUGUGAAUAUGUGGAGCCCCAUGAAUUAAAAGAAGUUUCCCAAACUGGAGACCUCAGAAAAGUGUAUGGGACAGUGUUGAGUCGUCAUCACCAUCUUGUCAGGAAGACAGAUGGCGUGUACGAUCCCGUGGAGUACGACAAGCAUCCCGAGCGGUACAUAAGUCGCUUUAACACUGAUAUCGCACCUUAUACAACUUGUUUAAUUAAUGGGAUCUACUGGGAACAAAACACCCCUCGCCUACUAACCCGCCAAGAUGCUCAGAAUCUCCUAGCCUCAGGCAAGUUCUCAGUGGCUGGAGUUGAAGGCUGCCCCUCAUUACCACACAAACUCGUGGCAAUAUGCGACAUUUCAGCAGACACAGGAGGGUCGAUCGAGUUUAUGACCGAGUGUACUACCAUAGAGCACCCCUUCUGCAUGUACGACGCUGACCAGCACAUUAUCCACGACAGUGUUGAAGGUUCUGGAAUUCUGAUGUGUUCCAUUGACAAUCUGCCGGCACAACUUCCCAUCGAAGCUACGGAAUACUUUGGAGAUAUGCUUUAUCCUUAUGUUGAAGAAAUGUUAUUGUCAGAUGCAACACAGCCUCUUGAAAGCCAGAAUUUUUCUCCUGUGGUGCGAGAUGCAGUGAUUACAUCCAAUGGUACAUUGACUGAUAAAUAUAAAUAUAUCCAGAAACUCCGAGAGGGCAAAGAACGUGUUCAGUCACUUGCAAUGGGCUCCAAGAAAAAGGUCUUGAUUCUUGGAUCUGGCUAUGUAUCUGAGCCUGUUUUAGAAUACCUGUCAAGGGAUGACAACAUAGAAAUCACAGUGGGCUCUGACAUGAAGAAUCAAAUUGAACAAUUGGGCAAGAAAUAUAAGAUUAAUCCAGUUAGCAUGAACAUUGGUAAACAAGAAGAGAAGUUGGUUUCCUUAGUGGCGGCACAGGACCUUGUCAUCAGCUUGUUACCUUACGUGCUGCAUCCUCUUGUGGCCAAGGCGUGCAUCACAACCAAAGUGAACAUGGUCACCGCCAGCUAUAUCACACCAGAAAUGAAAGAAUUGGAAAAAAGAGUGCAAGAUGCUGGAAUCACAGUCAUCGGUGAGUUAGGUCUGGAUCCUGGCCUUGAUCAUAUGCUGGCAAUGGAAACGAUAGACAAAGCCAAGGAAAUGGGAGCCACGAUUGAAUCUUAUGUUUCUUACUGUGGUGGGCUUCCAGCCCCUGAAUAUUCAGAUAACCCUUUGAGGUAUAAAUUCAGCUGGAACCCGACAGGAGUUUUGAUGAAUGUAAUGCAGCCUGCCACCUACCUGCUCAAUGGAAAGGUUAUGAACGUAGCUGGGGGAGUGUCCUUUCUUGAUGCAGUUACUACCAUGGAUUACUUCCCAGGAUUAAACUUAGAAGGCUACCCUAAUAGAGACAGCACAAAAUACAUGGACAUUUACGGCAUUGCAUCUGCCCACACUGUGUUGCGAGGGACACUGAGAUACAAGGGGUAUUCCAAGGUCCUGAAUGGAUUUGUGAAAUUGGGUCUUAUAAACAGAGAAGCUUAUCCUGCCCUUCAACGUGAGGCCGGUCCUCUCUCCUGGAAAGAACUCCUCUGUGAUCUAGUGGACAUUUCACCCUCCUCUAAGUACGAUGAACUAAAAGCAGCUGUCCUUAAGAAAUUAGGAGGGGACAGUACGCAAAUGGAGGCAGCUGAACGGUUGGGCUUGCUCGGGGAUGAACAAGUCCCUCGUGCGGAGUCCAUUGUGGAUGCGCUGUCCAAGCAUUUGGCAACGAAACUCUCCUUUGGCCCUGAAGAAAAAGAUAUGAUUGUGGUGAGAAACACAUUUGGAAUAAGACAUCCUUCUGGACAUUUAGAAAAUAAGACUAUUGAUCUUGUGGCUUAUGGAGACAUCAAUGGCUUUUCGGCCAUGGCUAAAACUGUGGGGUUACCCACUGCCAUUGCAGCUAAAAUGUUGCUUACUGGUGAAAUUGAAGCCAAAGGCCUGAUAGGACCCUUUUCAAAAGAGAUCUACGGACCAGUACUGGAGCGCAUCAGAGCAGAGGGCAUUAUGUAUACUGCACAGAGCAAAAUCAAUCCAUGAUUGGGAAUUAUGUUUUCUUUUUUUAUUGAUUUUCUCAGCAACAUAGCUCUAAACAAUUGUGUGACAAAAUUGCCUUUAUAUAAUGUGCUACUUUAUAAGGUAUAAAGCACAAUGUAUUUUGACAAAGUUAAUAUAAUUGUCUUUUUUAAACAUGAAGCGUUAUUUUAAUAUGAAAAUGUUUAAAACAGGAGGUGCCAAUAAUUACUGAAAACUUAAAUAAUUCCACUAUAUAUUUUUCAUACAAAAGUAGUAAUGACCAUGCUAUUUGUCAAUUCGUUGUACCACUUUUUCUUACAAGCAAAUAUUUUCUAAGGUCCGAGGUGCAGUUAGAAGAACGUCCUCAAGUAGCCGUACUUUG
Messenger RNA from Ochotona curzoniae (black-lipped pika), 3148 nucleotides. RefSeq names its product aminoadipate-semialdehyde synthase (gene AASS). The transcript is spliced from 23 exons. The record is from RefSeq and is a predicted model, not a curated record. Gene Ontology annotation, cellular component: cytoplasm. Gene Ontology annotation, molecular function: saccharopine dehydrogenase activity. Lineage: Eukaryota; Metazoa; Chordata; Mammalia; Lagomorpha; Ochotonidae. Bases 10 to 2790 code for a protein of 926 amino acids.